AUGUUCCCCAGCAACACCAUCCCACCAGCCACCUCAGCCGGUGAGGAGACCUUCAUGGUGACCACAGCCACCACAGCCACCAGCACCAUCAGUACCCUGUCCCCCGCUGUAACGCACAGCGAGGCAGGAGGAGGCAGCACCACAGCCACCACCGAUGGCAGCAAUGCGGCCACGACUGAAGGCAGCGCCACGGACAUCACUGAAGGCAGUACUGUGGCCAUCACCGAAGGUAGCACUGCAGCCACCACCGCGGGCAGCACCGUGGCCAUCACCAAAGGCAGCAACAUGUCCAUCACUGCAGGCAGCACCAGAGCCAGCAAUGCAGGCAGUACCGUGACCAUCACCGAAGGCAGCACCACGGCCAUCACCAAAGGCAGCACUGUGGCCAUCACUGCGGGCAGCACAGUGGCCAUCACCGAAGGCAGCACUGUGGCCAUCACUGAAGGCAACAACAUGGUCAUCACCGCAGGCAGUACUGCGGUCACCACCGAAGGCAGCAACACAGCCACCACAGAAGGCAGCACCAUGGCCAUCACGGCAGGCAGCAACAUGGCCAUCACCGAAGGCAGCACUGUGGCCAUCACUGCAGGCAGCACCACAGCCAUCACCGCAGGCAGAAACACGGCCAUCACCGAAGGCAGCACUGUGGCCAUCACUGCAGGCAGCACCACAGCCAUCACCGAAGGCAGCACUAGAGCUGGUACUGCAGGCAGCACUGCGACCACCACUGCAGGCAGCACCACAGCCAUCACUGCGGGUAGCACCACGAUCAUCACCACAGGCAGCACUGCAGCUGUCACCGAAGACAGCACCGCAGCCAUCACCGUGGGUAAAACCAUGGCCAUCACCGCAGGCAGCACCACGGCCACCACCGCAGGCAGCAGCACGGCCAUCACCGAAGGCAGCACCUUGACCACCACCACAGGCAGCACCGCGACCAUCGCUGAAGGCAGCACUGUGGCCAUCACCGCAGGAAGGAUGGAGCAGACAUUAAUGUUUCUUACCUUUUUGAUUAAUCUCCUGCCCGUGUCAGUGCCAGCAGCCUCACUUUACCCCUUUGGCAUGGAGGAAGGGGACCGAGAGUGCGUCCAGAGGAUGGUGGAUUUUAACUCCCCCCUGUUCAAGCCAGAGAUUGGGUUCCCCUUCGGGAAGUCACUGCGGGAUGCCCUCUACUUUACAGAUAAUGGACAGAUCAUUUUCCCACCCACGGACAACUAUGUUCCCUCCAACCCCAACCCACCUCCCCGGGGCUUCAGCGGCCAGGAGAGUUUGCCGAUGGUGGCCGCCUUUUGGAACGAUGCCGAUUUCUCCCAGGGUGUUGGCACCACCUGGUACCAGGAGUACUCCACCCUCAGCUCUACCCAAGACCCCCUUGUCCAUGACGUGGAAGCAAAGAUUGAGAAAUACCUGCAAAUCCCCUAUGAAGCAAAAUGGACCUUGAAGGUGACAUGGGAGAAGGCUCCGGCAUACCCGUCCCGGGGGUGCCUUGGGUUUCUCCAGACGAGCACCUACCAGGCAGUCCUCACCACCGAUGGGAACCGUUCCUUCGCCUUGCUGCUCUACCAGGACGGUGGGAUGCGAUGGGACUAUGCCAAGCUUGCUGUGGGCAACGUGCUGAUCGGCUUCUCCAGCGGUGAUGGCUAUGCCCAAAAUAAUGAGCUGACUCAAAAGCCACCAGCUGUCAAGUACCGACCUGACCAGCACAGCAGCACUGGCAUUGGCCCGACAGACACCUCUGUGAGGGUGCUGCGCACUGUGUCCCCCAGCCCGGACGGAGCCGGGGUGCGGUGUCUGUACCAAGAUGGGAGCUUGCUCGAAGGCUGGCAGGAGAGAGCGUGGAGCCUCCCUGUCCACCCGGCUGCUGAUGAGGAGCUGGAGGCAUUCGACUGGUGCUGCCGGCGCGUGGAGAAGCCCCUGUUCUGCACCAGGUUUGCCGAGAAGAGACCAAGGGUGGGCUGUGAGGGAUACAUGCCACCCACUCCUGCUGGUGCCUUUGGGGACCCUCACAUCACCACCCUGGAUGGACUCACCUACACCUUCAAUGGGCUCGGGGACUUUGUCCUGCUGCUGGCCAGCAAUGCCCAGACCAGCUUUAUGCUGCAUGGACGCACGGCCCGGACCGGUACAGCCCAGGCCACCAACUUUGUGGCCUUUGCUGCCCAGUACAUCUCCACCACCACCACAACAGUUGAGUGGACCUUGGGGAGCCAGGAUGACAUCCAAGUCCUCCUGAAUAAUGAAACCAUCCAGUUUUCCUAUUCCCAAGACAUGGGUGCUGAAGUGUACUACAGCCCCAGUCUCCUGCUGGUCAACGCCUCCUCCAUCACAGCCAUCUUCGAUGGGGCCAUCGCCACCUCCAUCUCAGCUGCCUCCGGGAUCCUCAGUGUGAUCUGCAGCCUGCCUGAUCAGUACCACAACAGCACCAAAGGCCUCCUGGGUGUGUGGGACCAUGACCCUGCAGAUGACUUCCAGAUGCCAAAUGGUACCAGCAUCCCUGUGAACAGCAGCGAGGAGGAGAUCUACAACUACGGGAUGACCUGGGCUGUUGGAGGGCACAGCCUGUUUGCUCAGCCUCUGGACUCACUGGUAAUGAACUUCACACCCACCUUCUUGUCUCAGCUGCGGCAGGAGAAUGAAAGCCAGUACCAGCUGGCAGCCUCGCAGUGCCGUGGCAGCAAGGAGUGCAUCUACGAUUCGCUGAGCACAGGGGACAUGGCCCUGGGCCUGGCCACCCAGAGCCUCACGGCCGACUUCCAGCAGAAGAAGACAGUGCUCAACACCUUCCCUCCCAUCAUCAUCGGUGACGCGUCGCUCACGGCCUUCAGGACAGAAAGGGUCAGGAGGCAGUACCGUGCCGUGGGAGUGGGUGCACGCUUUGUCCCCCACCUCUCACCGGAGCUCAACAUAUCGGGUAAGGAAGGGAAGAUGGGAGAGAGGCGGGAGCCCCGCGGGACAGCCCCCCGCACCAUCAACCUGGAGGCUGUCGGCUCCAACAACCUCUCUGCCCUCCUCCAGCUCCGCUUCACCCUUUGCAGCUGCAGCAGGAGCCAGGAGUGCGACUACAGCGACACUGUCACCCUCGGGGGGUCCUCCCUGCAGGUCUCAGCCAUCCUGGGCUCCCUGGAGGUAAAGGCUUUCCAGAGCAACACCAACAUCACCCAGACGACAGACGGCAAUGGCUUCACCUUCGCGGGGGAGCUGCUGGGGGCCAUCACCAGCGCCUUCAACGGGCAGCGGGAGCGGCGGGAGGUGGGCACACACCUCCUCUUCCAGCACCUGCACCGGGACAACGUCACCGACCUGGUGAAGCUGACAGUGGCUGAGCUGAGGUACUAUUUCCCCUGCGAUCUGUAUGGCUACAAAGGCUACCAUCUCCACUACACGGGGACCGUCGGCUUCAUCUGCAUCUCCCCUUGCAAGACGGGCUACUGCCUGCAUGGCGGCCGGUGCCAGCACCUGCCCGAGGGGCCCACAUGCAGCUGCCUCCCCUUCUCCAUCUUCUUCCCCACCGGCGCCCAGUGUGAGCAACUGGCCAUCAGCCUCGCCGCCUUCCUCGGCAUCUUGCUGGGAGCCCUGGCUCUGCUCUGCCUCCUGCUCACCACCACCUGCCUGGUCUUGCACCUCUGCCGCCGGCACCGCCGCCAGCACGGGGGGUGA
Molecule: messenger RNA, 3657 nt
Organism: Cariama cristata (Red-legged seriema)
Lineage: Eukaryota; Metazoa; Chordata; Aves; Cariamiformes; Cariamidae
Product: mucin-4-like
Exons: 22
Coding region: 1-3657 (1218 amino acids)
Biological process (GO): cell-matrix adhesion
Source: RefSeq, a predicted model, not a curated record